AUGCCGCCACGUCUGAGCCAUCGCAAGUCUACAACGGGCUGUUUGCGAUGUAAAGCACGGAAAGUCAAGUGCGACGAAAAUCGACCACAAUGCACCCACUGCGUCCGCCAUAACGUACCCUGCGAAUGGCCGGCACUAGCAACGCGAAUCUACAAGCCCAAUCAGCCAAAAUUGUCAAAUGCACUUUCCAAGAGACCCGCACCGGCACUACAGCUGGGCCUUCCAUCCCCCGAACUGGGCGGACUGCGGGUCCUCGAACUGCGACUCAUGCACCACUGGACCACGACAACGGCCGAAACAAUGAGCUCCGCCCAACUAGCCUCCGUCCGCGAGAUGUGGAGCGUCUCUGUACCGCAGAUGGCGUUCGAGUACGAGCCACUUCUUCACACUUUACUUGCGCUGGGCGCCGCGCAUCGCUCCACCCUCCUGCCGGAUGAGGCGAAUUCCCUGCGCCCUGUGUAUCAGGGGUACAUUGAUUCGGCGCUGCGACGGCAUCGACCGGUCACUUCUGAUUUGAAUGAGAAUACGGGUGAGUCGGUUGCGCUUAAUGCGGUGCUGCUUUCACUUUAUACGUUAUUCCUGCGGUCGGAGCCUUCGAGCGAGCCGUAUGAGCCACCGAUGAUGUGGCUCUCAAUGGCGCAUGGGAUCCGGACGGUCAUGGCGCAAGUCUUUCAUCAGCUUGUCCGGAAUAAAUCCAGGUUGUGUCCCCUCCUCUUUGCGCAGCCGACGCUUUGGGAUCGGAAGGAACAGGCUACUUCGUACGACGGGCCCGCGAAGCCGUUUCAUUUUCUCCUCAGUUAUCGACGGGAUGAGGAGGUUCUAGAUGAUAAGGAUGAGUCUGCGUACAUGGAUGCAGUGCAGUAUCUCGAGCGCUUGUAUGUUGCCGUGGAGACACAUGAGCCUGAGUUUAUCGUUCGCAAGAUGUUUAGCGGGUUUCCUCCGGUGGUUCCUCGUCAUUUCCUUCGGCUUGUUUCUGAUAAGAGGCCGCGGGCGCUUGCGAUUCUCGCUCGUCUUUUUGCGCUGGGUAAGACGGUGGAUAAUAUUUGGUGGCUGCGCGGUAUUCCGGAGAAGGAGGUGGUUGGGAUUAAUAGUAUUAUGCCGGCUCAGUGGAGGUGGACGAUGGAUUGGCCGCUUAUCCUUGUCUCUAAGGAUUCCAGGCAAGGGAAUGUGUCUGUUCCUGUGACGAAUCGAAGUGUCAUUGACGCCCUGUUUUGA
This is a messenger RNA of Penicillium argentinense, 1215 nucleotides long. RefSeq names its product Zn(II)2Cys6 transcription factor domain-containing protein. Gene Ontology annotation, molecular function: DNA-binding transcription factor activity, RNA polymerase II-specific; zinc ion binding. Bases 1 to 1215 code for a protein of 404 amino acids. The record is from RefSeq and is a predicted model, not a curated record. Gene Ontology annotation, biological process: regulation of transcription by RNA polymerase II. The transcript is spliced from 2 exons. Lineage: Eukaryota; Fungi; Ascomycota; Eurotiomycetes; Eurotiales; Aspergillaceae.